AUGGCGCAUCCGCCACGUUCGUUGACGCAAGAUUAUGUUUUUCGAGUAUACGAGUCGUCCUCAUCACAAAAGCUGUACCCUAUGGAAGCAGCAAUGUGCCCAGUUGUCAUGAUGGUCAGCCAUGAAGGGUUUCAAUGGAAUGACGAGCUAUUUGUUAGUCCAUACCGCCGUUGCCAUGGUGUUGGCACCACGCGUACUUUAAAAAGCUCUGAUCGUAUCCAACGAGAAGAUAAAGUAGCAUCAACAACAUCAUGUAUUCAUCACCCUGCUCCUUCUUCACGACACAAUCAACAACAGCAAAGCGACGACGAUGUUAUUGAUAUCCAAUUGACAGAAUCAGAAUGUAAUAUUUGGCCAUAA
This is a messenger RNA of Lichtheimia ornata, 360 nucleotides long. RefSeq lists its product as uncharacterized. Bases 1 to 360 code for a protein of 119 amino acids. The record is from RefSeq and is a predicted model, not a curated record. The transcript has a single exon. Lineage: Eukaryota; Fungi; Mucoromycota; Mucoromycetes; Mucorales; Lichtheimiaceae.